AUGAUAACUUUAAUGGGGAAUAAAAAUAUAUUCAAACCUUCAACGUUUCCAAAAAGAAAGUGUAAGCAUGAACAAACAACAGCAGUGGCCAAACCACGAAAUUUGCGAUACAAACCGUCAAUUGAAGCAUUGAAUUUAUUGAAACAACAAACCAACCCGCUUGAAGGACCUUCAAGCGAGCAUGAUACAUCAUUGGAGUCAAAUAUCAGAGAAGGUCAAAGCAAAGAAAAUGAAUCUUUUAUCUCAGAAAUUUCUGAAGUUAGAGAUCAAGGUGCCCUGAUGGGAGGACUGCCAUUGGCAUUACCACCCAGUCUGAAUCUUUCAUUAGCCUCAAGAUCACACCAACUGCCUAUACUACCUCAUAUAAAUAUAGGGCAGAGUUUAACUCUUCCUUCAAGACAUAUUAGUGAAUAUUCUCCACCUCAACCACUAGAUUUUUUACAGGAAGCUACCGGAUCACAGGCUUUACAACAACCUUUAUCUGAACGACAAUUUAGACCCAUACAGCCACCACAGGGUCUGCAUAUAGCUCAACAAAACUUUCCACAACGACAUGAAGCUCAAUAUUAUUAUCCAUCACCUCAACACCAGCAGAGUCAAUCAUUUCAACCAAUGCACCAGUCACGAGCUGGGUCAUAUCCUCCACCUAUAAUUCCACUACAACAAAUGCCAGGGACGUACCCCCACAACCCUGAGUUUUAUCCCUCUUAUCAACACCCUCAAUUACCGCCACAACCACAAUACAUUCCAAUACAUAUGCAAAACUACUAUCAGCAUUCUAUGCCUUCUCUGUCGCUGGUACCUCCACAACACCAAAUCUACUACAAUGUAGUACCGUACACAAUGUCAGAUCCAUACGGUGGCAUUGUUGGCAUACCGCGAAAGUCUAAGCAAUCAUCUACAUGGUCGGCAGAAGAAGAUAAACUAUUACGAGAACUAAAAGAGGUUCAAAAGUUGGGGUGGAGAGAAAUAUCAACUUUUUUCCAUGAACGUACGCCAAAUGCUUGUCAGUUUAGAUGGAGAAGGAUUAUAAGUAAUCUUGAUGUCCGUUCAAAGGGAGCUAGUGCCGAGGCAUCUGAUAAGGAAAAGGAGCUGAAUGUUUCUUCAUUUUCUGAAACACAGACGGCUAUUCAGGAUGCACAAGAAAGCCAAAAACCACCACCUACUUCACAGCAUCGUGAUUCUCCUGAUGACGAUGAUGUUGAUGAGGCGAAUACAAACAAAAAAGGCCAUAAUCAGUCAAACAAGAUAGACUUUUUACUAAACUAA
Lodderomyces orthopsilosis Co 90-125 is the source of this 1269-nucleotide messenger RNA. Its product is annotated as SANT/Myb-like DNA-binding domain-containing protein. The transcript has a single exon. Lineage: Eukaryota; Fungi; Ascomycota; Pichiomycetes; Serinales; Debaryomycetaceae. The record is from RefSeq and is a predicted model, not a curated record. Bases 1 to 1269 code for a protein of 422 amino acids.